Messenger RNA from Tauraco erythrolophus (red-crested turaco), 1399 nucleotides. The record is from RefSeq and is a predicted model, not a curated record. Lineage: Eukaryota; Metazoa; Chordata; Aves; Musophagiformes; Musophagidae.
UGUCACUGGACUACAGAGCUUUACAUUCUUGCAACAUUGCAGAAAUUCAGAAAGAUGUGGAAUAUCGACUGCCAUUCACUAUAAACAACUUGACAAUUAAUAUUAACAUCUUGCUUCCACCUCAGUUUCCUCAGGAAAAACCAGUCAUCAGUGUUUUCCCACCUGUGAGACAUCAUUUAAUGGACAAGCAGGGAGUCUAUGUGACCAGUCCAUUAAUAAGUAAUUUUACAAUGCAUUCAGAUCUUGGAAAAAUUAUUCAAAGUUUACUAGACGAGUUUUGGAAGAAUCCUCCAGUUCUGGCUCCUAGCUCAACAUCAUUUCCAUACCUUUUCAACAAACCAGCUGGAAUGCCUCCUUAUGCUCCUCAGGGGUUUCCAUUUCUUCCUCCAUACCCACCUCAAGAAACAAAUAGAACAAUGGCAGCCGUGCCCAUUGCUGAACCAGUUUCUUCAAGCUACGCUCCAGACAAGCCCGCUGCUCCCUCUUAUGGCUUGCUUGCCGAACUGCCACUGCCUGUUCCGACAGCAGAAGCAGUGCUGCAGGUUGGCCAGAAUGGAUUAACUUACAAGAUGCCCGAUGUUCCUGAUGCAUUUCCAGAACUCUCAGAACUAAGUAUAUCGCAGCUGACCAGUAUGAACGAGCAAGAGGAAGUGUUACUGGAACAGUUUGUGACUCUACCACAACUGAAGCAAGUCAUUGCUGAUAGAGAUGAGUUAGUGAAAAGCAUUGAAGAGCUGGCAAAAAAAAACUUGUUGCUGGAGCCUAGUCUCGAGGCAAAAAGACAGAUGGUGUUGGACAAAUAUGAGCAACUCACACAGAUGAAAGCAGCCUUUGAAAAAAAGAUGCAAAGACAGCAUGAACUUAGUGAGAGUUGCAGUCCAAGUGCUCUGCAAGCGAGACUUAAGGUAGCUGCUCAUGAAGCUGAAGAGGAAUCUGACACUAUUGCAGAAGACUUCUUGGAAGGCAAAACAGAAAUAGAUGACUUUCUUAGUAGUUUCAUGGAAAAGAGGACGCUCUGCCAUUGUAGACGAGCCAAAGAGGAAAAACUUCAACAGACAAUAGCAAUGCACAGCCAAUUUCAUGCUCCGCUAUAGGCUUCCUGCAAACUACACCUGCCAAGAGAAUGAGUGAAAAACCCAAUAAAGCACACUUUUUAAUAACUAUUAUUUGCAAAUAAGCAUUUCAUCUUAUAUGGUUGUAUUUAUAGAAGAGAUUGUAUACAGAGUUGGGAUGGUUUUUGUACAAAUUAGAAUGUCUCUUUAUAUUCUCAUUGUACUCAAGAAUCCUUCUAUUGCAAUCUUUGCACUAAUUUCUUGUAUUUAUUGUUGAUAGUUCUUACUGUAUUUAAGUUCUUGCUGCUAUAGUCCAUUCUUCAGAGAUUAAAUAUCUAAACAUGUAA